Molecule: messenger RNA, 645 nt
Organism: Pocillopora verrucosa
Lineage: Eukaryota; Metazoa; Cnidaria; Anthozoa; Scleractinia; Pocilloporidae
Source: RefSeq, a predicted model, not a curated record
AUGGAGAGAUUCACGCGCAAUAAACUACUGCCACAAUUACAUGGAAAAAUCGACCCGCGACAGUUUGCGCGUAGAGGCCACUCGACAACAGAUGCUCUUCUAUUCAUGUUACAAGCCAUUUACGAGGAAGUAGAUUGUGCUCAUCUAGGAGCCCGGGUCUUCUUCGCUGACUUCUCGAAAGGCUUUGAUCUAAUUGACCAUAACAUCUUAAUGACUGAGUUGCGAAAACUAGAGGUUGAUCCCGCGCUCAUCAGUUGGAUUGCGGCGUUCCUAACAGACAGAGAGCAGGCAGAGAGUAUGCCUCAGGGAACAAAACUAGGAGUGAUACUUUUCACAAUAAUGACAAACAAUCUUUCAGCUGAUUGGCAUUUGAGAGUCAAGUUUGUGGAUGAUAUGUCUGCCACAGAAAUACUACCCAGGAACUCUAUCAGUCUGCUCAAUUCGAUUGUAUCUGACAUUCACAAAUUCUCUAUGGAUCCCAACAUGAGUCUAAACUCUAUUAAAUGUAAAGAGAUGUUAAUUAACUUUAUGUCAUAUCCUAACUUUACUCUCAGACCAUUAGUUGUUGGUAACAACUGUAUAGAACGUGUAUCGACUUACAAGAUUCUAAGAGUAUUUAUCGAUAGCGACCUUAGGGUGGAAUAG